AGCCUGGUGGAGCGAGACGCGUAUCCCUAAAGAAAGAAAGGAAAACAACAGCCGUGCGUUGCAGUCUUUUGAGGAGAUAUGAUUUGUGAGGUUUGCCUCUACUUGUGUAUUUCACGGUGAUUUUUCCAGAAAUGUGAACGGUUCAAAAUGUGUCAGAUGUGAUGAAAGUCACAAAUUGCAUAGGAUUCUGUCAGAUCAGGAUUUUGGGAUAUUUACCUCCGCUGCACAGUUCAGGUUAAAGGAAAAACAGAUCUGUAAAACAUGCAGAUGACGCACACGGUCUGGAUGUGAAUGGGGUUUAGUGGAAAGCCCAUGUGGAAAUAACCAAACCAAAAACUGUGGAGAACCGGCUUCAAAAAUGUCUCUAUCGACUGUGCUUGCGAAGGCACUUUUUGACAAUGCCGCUGAAAGCCCAGAGGAGUUGGCAUUCCGUAAAGGUGAUAUCCUGAUGGUUCUGGACCAAGAACAGGAAGGUGGACCUGGCUGGUGGCUUUGCUCCCUUCACGGUCGGCAAGGCAUUGCCCCCGCCAACCGACUGCGUCUCCUUCAAACUCAGACUCCCACUUCAAGCACAAGUACAGAAACCCGACGGGCUCCUAGUGUGGAUUCAGUCCAUCUUUCACCUAACCAACUGGGCUCCGUAAAUGGGCUGACUGCUGAAGAUUUAGAUGGGGUGUAUCUCUCUCCACCCAGCUUGACAGAAGGGGUUUACCAAAGCCCUGGGGCAGCACCUGUUCCAGUCAGGUCUGGAGAUCUACGCCAUCCUGAUGGAGGAAGGCCGCGAUCACACUCUAGUUCUGGAACCAGGCCUCGUCCAGACUGGGGCGAUAUGUCUGUGGCAGGGAGACCCCGCUCGCCCUCUCUUAAAGGACGGGGUGGGGAGUCAGGGACCCUUUAUCAGACACCAACUUCGCCUGCCCCGCUGGCGGCACAACACAGAUCACAGGGUGCAUUAGCAUCAGAUUCGGUUUACUUGAGUCCAAGUGCUGUUUCGAGGUCUACAGCAGAAACGGGAGGUGAGGCAAGAUAUUUAACCCCAAAAGAUGCAGCGACAGGGCAUUCUGAUGGAUGCUACUUGGUGCCAAGGUCAGCUGUAACUGCACUGACCAAUGAAAAUUUAUAUCAGACUCCGAGUGGUGCAGUACCAGGAAUAAAUUCGAGACUUACAGAUGGAAUUGCACCUAAAAGCAGCCCAUCUUCUGCCAUUAAUCCUUCUGGUCAAGAUGCCCCAGGCAUGUACCAAACCCCAACCACACCUGGCGGAGCAGUAUCAAGGACUCCUCAGUCUGAGCGCAAACAAACCUCUGGAACUGCUCCUUCAAAACCGGCGCAAAAUGUUAAGCAGACACCUCCUUCUGUCCGAGGAUCUCAGAGGACACAGGGUACUUCUUCAACUCCUCCUACUAGUAGAGGAAAACUAACACAAGGUAGCAUGAGGGAGUCCCCUCUACUCACCAGGACAGGAAAGUCCGGAGUACCGGGUUCCCCAAACUUUGGCCGCAAACCACCUCCUCCAGCGCCACCAGUUAGAAGUGUAACCAGGAAAGAUUUACCUCAAUCAAGUAUAACUCCAGCUACUAAACCUGUUCUCCAGUCAAAACUUGCAUCCACACAGACACAGAUGCUUGAAGAGGACAGACAGGGAAAUAAAAACGGAAAUGCACAAGUGGAUGAGAAUAAACAGAACGGCGAAUCAGUGACCAAGACACCUUGUGCAAAUUCUGAAAAACUCAGUGAUGAGGUAUAUGAUACACCUCCCACCAAAAGGUGGCAAAAUCCAGUUCCUGCAGUGCCUUCUGAGGAAGAUGAUGAUGGGAUCUAUAACACCCCUCGUGCUGUACUCCCUGAUCAGGCCUCUGAGAUUUAUGAUGUCCCCACGCUGGCCCUUAAUUCCUCUUCAGACCAUCAGCAGCAAACAUACAAAAUACCAGGACCAGCUGCUGUGACUGGUGAUGCAGAGGAUGAGGAUGUAUACAGUGUUCCCAGUCUCCCCGGUUUACCCUUGGAGGCAAGCGAGAUGCCAGGAAUUAAUUCUAUUUCCAGUCAAAGAAAGCAAGAUUUAACCAGUGAAGAUGGGUCAGAAGUUGACGGAGGCAUCUAUGACAUGCCUGCCCUCACUCUAGAAAUCCCAACGCGACGUUUGUCCAUAUCGAGCAAUGGAUCUGGGGACGUCCAGUGGAAAGCCUCUCUUUCUGCUCUUAUCCAGUCUGCACUGACUUAUGCAUCUCUCACCACCACACCCUCCAGAGACCUAGCUGCUGCACUCGCUGAGAUACUUUCUGUUUGGAAGGCAGGCCAUGUUGGUGAUGUUCCUCAAGUUCUCCAGCAAGUUUGGUCUCGUCUAUCAGACCUACUUCCGGCACUAACAGUGUGUGGCACUGCCCCUCCAGCUGACGGUCUACUGCAGAUGGUCCGCUGUGCUCUGGAAGACUCCGCCUCCUUUCUGCAAAGUCAGACGCGGCCCAGACUACCUUCCCAGGAGUCUCUGUCCCGGAGACCUUUACCUGCUCUACCGGUGGCAGAGGUCAAACCGAUCUCAGGGGACAUGGGGUCAAGAAAGGGUAGCUGGAUCCAGGAACGACCACUUCCUCCUCCACCACCAGUUGCCUUCCCGUUGCCCCCUGCACCCAUCUCCUUAGCCCCUACCACAGGAAGGCCUGAAGAUGAGGAACAAGGGAAUGAAUAUGCAGGAAUUGGCUUAACUCCUACACCGCCGCCUUCAUAUCCUGUAGGUGAUAGUGUGGGAUACGUCAAACUACAGGGGAAGCCUGAGCCUCCACCAGACGGCCACACAGAUCUGAGUUCCUCACAGCUUAUUACCACAAAUGACAAUAAAUUGAGUCCCUCUCCCCCUGUUUCGAUGUCUCUGGAGGAUUCAGAGCUCCUCUCCUUCUAUUCAUCUCAGAGUCUCUCUCAUCUUUCGUGUCUGGCGGAUGCCAUCGACUCCCUGUUCACAAGUGUCCAAGGGAACCAACCACCUCGAGUUUUUGUUUCCAGGGGGAAAAGUCUUAUUGUAACUGCACACAAACUUGUCUUUAUCGGGGACACACUUGCACGUCUUCUCAGCUCUUCGGAUCUCAGGGCAAAGGUCACCACCUCCAGUGGACGCCUCUGUCAAGCUCUAAAGGCGGUCGUCGUGGCAACAAAGGGGGCAGCCCAAAAUUAUCCUUCAGUCCCUGCUACGCAAGAAAUGGUGGAUAGGGUAGCUGAUCUAUCCCAGCAUGCCGCUGGCUUCUCUGGGCUUUUGCAACGAUUAGCGGAGAUAUCUUGAUAUUGUUUGUUUGUGUUUUUUUUAAGCUUUAUUAUUCACAGUGGAAUGCCUUAUUCUUUUUGUUAUUUUUAUAAAUAUGUUUGUUUAUCGAUUGUGUUUAAAAAGGUAUCUAAAGUGUGUCACUGCCUACAUUGGUUCAGCAGUGAUAAAAUGGUGGUAUGUGUAGGUUUUGACCCUUUAGAGGAUGUGUGUGCGUGUGUGUGUUUUUAUUUCUAUUUGUUUGUGGUGCCAAGCACACUUAAACAUUGUUAUAACUUAUUGAUGGAUGUUUCAUUUGGAGAUGUUUGCAACCUCAGGCACAUUUUCUGAUAGCUUUAUUUUGUCCCCUUAUUUUGAGAUCUUAUCAUCACAUAGCGUAUACCAGUGAUCCUUUUAUAAAAAGUCUCCAUUUAAGGAUUUGUAAUUAUUCUGUUUGUUUGUAAAUGUGAAGUGGCCUUGGUGGUGAAGAGAUUAUUGAAGUGACGUAAUUGGAAGUUACAAAUGUAAGCAAAACAACAGGGCCAUUCGUUCAGAUACAGCCAUGUCAAAGGCAGUGAACCAGUAUGAGUGCUUGAUUUUGAAGUUAACAGGACUUUUUGAAUGAAAACGUUAUAAUUUAUUGAACUUUGGUGGAUGGGUAUUGUAUAGUGUUUUUCCCACAAUGCUGAUUCAGAGAAAAACCUGUCCGUCAGGUCAACUCACCUCCCUUUAUGAGUGCACGCUUUGUGUCCCUUACUGUUUUCUUUCCCGUAAUUCUCACACUCCCACCAUCAGAUUCUGCCAAAUUAUCCAACUGAUAACAAAGGCAGUUAAAUGGUGAAGCAGUUUGGGCAACCGGUUAUGCACAAUUAAUAUUAUACAGGGUUUUUGUUUUUAUUAGGCUAUGCAGCGUUUUCGAAACAGCAAUAUCUAUAUAUCUACUAGCUUCCAUAGAGGCAUUGAAAACAGUUACUGGUGCAUUUAUUUGGGAUUGUUUGCUAUGCUGACAGGUCUGCAAACCGCUUGAUACUAACCAGUCUGGGCUUUGUGAAUAUGCAGGUUAAAACAUGCACCUGCUUACUUUCUGUCUUGAGAUAUCAAUCAAGUAUCAUUAAAGUACCCUUUGUGUUUAUGUCACCUUCGUAGGCUGCAUCUCAAAGACUUUGUUUUCUUCGUAAUUCUUUCGUCUGCUCUGUCUAUGCUCAUUCCCUCAGUUUUAUCUCUAAAUACAUUUUUCUUUAUGCUUUUAGUGUUAUUCUCGCUGUUGGUUCACAUAGAUGAGACAAAAAUACUCUAGACCUUUAACAAGAGAUGUGGUCUACCUGGGCAGCCUUUCUCAUAAUCUGAUUUAUUAUGUCAUUACAAUGCUUGUCAUGAGAAAACUGCUGAAGUUAACAAGUUAACAUAAAUGCUAUAGUUGACUUUCGGCAUUAAAUGUGUAUUUGGUCAGCCAUAUCAAAAUGGAUGCAGUGGAUUUGGUGUUGAAAAGUGGUGGGGUGUCUAAUGUAGUGGAUCAAGGAUUGAGGAUUAUUCUGAAAAGAUUAUUCCAGGAUUAGAUUUAGGUUUGUCUAGUCCUGCCAUCUGGUGGACUUUAUCAGUAUUACUACAAACCAUACUUGUGUAAGUAAAUAGGAAUGAGGGCCUCAACAGGUACUUCAGUAAUACUUCUAAACACUUACUGGUGGAUAUACUAAGCUACGUUAUGUUUGCUUUUAAAAGAGCUAGUUUGUCUUCUGUACAAAAACAAAUAUUUAUGUAUAUAAACUAUUGUUCAAUAGUCCUCAUCAGGAAACAACAUUUCCUCUCAGAAGGCUCACCUGUCAUUUUUAUGCUUAUAGUAAUGCUUAGGUUUAACUUUUCCAUUUAUUUAUUUGAUUUUGUUAAUCAAAUGUCUGCAUGGCUUUAAGUUGCUUUUCUAUGCACAUGUAACCAGGGAUGUUUUCCUGCAACUUUGCAUUAAUAAUUUAAAGUUUGCUUUAAGAAUGUAUCUAUGACGUUCAUUUUAUGUGCUUUUUGACACUACACUAAUGUUAAUUUUGACAUUUUGUUUGUGAGACAUGCUCUACAGGUACUUAGGAAGUCUUUGGUACUUGUCAGAUUUCUUCAAAAUACAAUUUUGCUACAGAAAA
Misgurnus anguillicaudatus (oriental weatherfish) is the source of this 5358-nucleotide messenger RNA. It is a transcript of the gene efs, whose product is annotated as embryonal Fyn-associated substrate. Gene Ontology annotation, cellular component: plasma membrane; cytoplasm. Gene Ontology annotation, biological process: cell migration; cell surface receptor protein tyrosine kinase signaling pathway. Gene Ontology annotation, molecular function: protein binding. The record is from RefSeq and is a predicted model, not a curated record. NCBI's taxonomy places the organism in Eukaryota, Metazoa, Chordata, Actinopteri, Cypriniformes, Cobitidae.